This is a messenger RNA of Melanotaenia boesemani (Boeseman's rainbowfish), 1567 nucleotides long. It is a transcript of the gene rbm48, whose product is annotated as RNA binding motif protein 48. Lineage: Eukaryota; Metazoa; Chordata; Actinopteri; Atheriniformes; Melanotaeniidae. Gene Ontology annotation, molecular function: nucleic acid binding. The record is from RefSeq and is a predicted model, not a curated record. The coding region runs from base 7 to 1089 and encodes 360 amino acids. The transcript has 5 exons. Gene Ontology annotation, cellular component: nucleoplasm.
UGAAACAUGGCGGCACCUGUCAACAAAGGCUCGAGCUGUUGGAGGGCUCCAGAAGUAUACAAACAUCACGAACAGCGGAAAGUUAGCAUUUCUCGACCUAAAUAUAGGGAAGGAAGAAAAGCUAAAGCUGUUAAGGUGUACACGAUUAAUUUAGAGUCCCGUUACUUGAUGGUCCAAGGGGUGCCUGCUAUCGGCGUCAUGACAGAGCUGAUCCAGCUUUGUGCCCUGUACGGCACUGUGGAGGAAUACAGACCCCUGGACGAGUACCCUGCUGAAGAGUUUACGGAGGUCUACCUCGUCAAGUUUCAGAAACUAACGAGUGCCAGAGCAGCGAAACGUAACAUGGAUGAGAAGAGUUUCUAUGGUGGUGUGCUGCAUGUUUGUUAUGUCCCUGAGUAUGAGACUGUGGAAGACACCAGGCUGAAGCUGCAGGAUCGGAGGAGUUAUAUAAUGAGAGCAGCUCGGAAUAGAGUGAGACAAAAAGAAGAGAAAGAAGCAUUUCAUAUGGGGCCCUCAUCGUCACCUAAAGCCACCACAUCAGACUCAUUUGUCACCAGAGAUGAUAAAACGUCUGAAAAUAAUAUAAGUGGGACUUCCAAUGUCAGCCAUUAUUCAGGCUUUCCGUUACUGCCAUUCCCACCACAAGAACAUUAUAUACAUGGACCUCAAAAUUACCAUGGAAUUACGCCAACAGAGGACAAAAUGGGGACUUUACAUAAUGCCAUAACUGAUGUAAAACAGCAGCAAGAGGAGAGCUUAAGCUUCAACCAGAUCUCUUCCAAUAAAGGCCAAGGCUCAGAAAGUAGAGUCACCAUAAAACAGGCUUCCACAAUCAAAUUUGUCCCGAGGACCACUCUCAUUGAGAGCAGGAAACGCAAAAUGGAAGAAGCUGCAGACCAAUCAUUGACUGUACCCAGAGAAAACGAGCCUGUGAUUGGCCCAAAACUACCAGAGCCACCUAAACUGGACAUGGAAGAUGAAUCAUUGAACACAACUGCCAGCCUGAUCAGGAACACACUGAAACAGGUGGGAUCAGUUCCAGACUUAAAGCCAGUAGAGAAAAAGAUUAAACCACGUCGUCGAAUAUGAUCAAAACAGCUGUCUUGAUGAUAGAAUUGUGCCAGGACUUCUCCCACUUCGUUAGCAAACAGACUUCAUCACAAUGCAAAUUUAUGUUAAGAUUUUUAUUAAAGAUGGAUGCUCAGAAUGCACAUGGAUUGAGUUCCUUUAUCAGUCCACUUGUUCUUGAAAUACAUGGUGCUCAAACAUCUGAAUAGUCUGAAAAGUAAGAAAACAGAAGUUAAGAGUUUAGGCACUACAGACAUGUAAAGACAAGUUAUCUCCAGCUUUUCAUUUUUCCUCACCAUGGGAUCUGGGAAGCAGGUUCCAAAGGCCUCAAGCAGUAGAUUUUCCUCUCUCACUGCAUUUUCAAAGUCUUCUAAAGACAGUCUUCCAUCAAGAUCAUGGUCCUAUAGGGAAGGAAGAUGAGUUAAAGUGUAUAUUUUAUCUACAGAUCAAAAAAUUAACUGACUACUGUGGGGGAAAAAGCUAAUAAAAAGCUUCUUUG